AUGAAGGAGCCGUCGCUGCCCGGCACCUCGCUGCAGCGGGCCUGCCGCCUCCUCGUCGCCUUCUGUGCCCUCCACCUCUCGGCCACGCUGCUCUACUACCUGGCGGGCAGCGCUCUGGGGCCGCCGGGCAGCCCCGAGCCGCCGCCGCGCCGCCCGCCGCCCGCCAACCUCUCGCUGCCGCUCUCCCGCCCGUCGCCGCCCGCCUCCCGGGCCCGGUCCCUGCCCGCCGAGCCGCCGCCGGGCCCCUGCCCCGAGCCCUCCCCGCUGCUCGUUGGUGCACUACGUGUGGAGUUCUCCCAGCCCGUAAACCUGGAAGAAGUGGCAAGAAUAAACCCACAGGUCAAAGCAGGAGGUCAUUUUGCUCCAAAAGACUGUAUAGCCCUUCAGAAAGUAGCAAUAAUCAUACCAUUCAGGAACCGAGAGGAGCACCUGAAGUACUGGCUCUAUUACCUGCACCCGAUUCUCCAAAGGCAGCAACUAGAUUAUGGAGUAUAUGUUAUCAACCAGGAUGGAGAAGAAGAAUUUAACCGUGCUAAACUGCUGAAUAUUGGAUUUGCAGAGGCCUUGAAGGAAUAUGACUAUGAUUGCUUUGUGUUUAGUGAUGUAGACCUCAUCCCAAUGGAUGACAGGAACACCUACAAAUGUUACAGCCAGCCACGGCACCUCUCUGUAUCCAUGGAUAAAUUUGGAUUUCGGUUGCCUUACAAUCAGUAUUUUGGAGGUGUGUCUGCCCUGAGCAAAGAACAGUUCACAAAGAUCAAUGGGUUCCCAAACAAUUACUGGGGCUGGGGUGGUGAAGAUGAUGACAUUUAUAACAGGCUGGUGUUUAAAGGCAUGGGGAUAUCCCGUCCGGAUGCGGUCAUUGGGAAGUGCAGAAUGAUCCGGCAUUCCCGGGACAGGAAGAAUGAACCCAACCCCGAGAGGUUUGACCGAAUUGCUCACACACGGGAGACAAUGAAUUCUGAUGGCUUAAAUACGCUGUCCUACAAGGUGUUAAGAAUUGAUAAGUACCCUCUCUAUACAAAGAUCACAGUGGAUAUUGGCUCCCCCAAUAGCUAACAUCAGAGACACAACAGAGACUUGCCUAUAUUGCCCAGGAUAUCUGGUCUCACUGAUGCGUUAUAUGUGCUGGUUUUAUAAGAGUUGCAGUGAACCAAAAAAAAGGCCUCUUUUGGCAUGCCGAAGUGUCUCCAAAUUGGUUGGACAAGUGCUUUUUUAAAUUUUUUUUUUUAAGUUUCAAACUUGACUUUACACAACUUUCUAGCUCUCCAUUGUUUUUUAAGUCCAGAAACUGUACAUACAAGUUGUAAAUAGUUACUUUGCCAGAAAUUGUUGAAUCUGAUCUAUUUGCUGCAGUAGUCCCCAUGUUGAAUUAAUUGCUGGACUCAAAUUUUUCUGAUUGCAACUGUGAUGUAUCAACAGUUACUGCCCAUUAUAUUUGGUAUUUUGAAUGAGGUGUGUGCAGGCAUUCUUUUCAAUUCAUUCCUGGUUUUACAUUAUGAAGGACUGUAAAAUGCUGCUAAAAUUGUCCAAGUUUACGCUUUGCAUUAGAUUUUUUUAAAUGGAGACAGCAUAAUACAACUUUUUUCUCAGAGUGACCAAAACAAACAUCUCAUCUAUGUGCAGAGCAGGUGUUGAACAAUCAAGUCUGAAUUCAAUGAAUGUCAUUAUUUCUUUUAGACUCAAAGGAAGCUUUGAGUGAGAUGAGACAGUUUGCCAGAAUUUGUGGGUAAGCUCCCUGCAUAGGGUGGGAAGCUAUACCGAUGACCUCUCUAAAAACUGCUGGCUUCAGAUAACCUUAUUUCUGGAUAUGAUAGAGAUUAUUUGCUUCAGCACAAAACCUCCUGGGAUUUUUUGGGGGGUAGAAGAGUUCAGAGAGGGGUUUGUGGUGUUGAUCUGUCUUUUGGAUUUUUUUUUCAUGAAAUAAAGAUUAAUUUAAUUGCACAAAUAAAUUAUGGCCUUAACAUUUGCUAACACUUGUUAGCAGUGGUAGGAGGUUACCAUGCUAUUUAAGCAUUGUCUGAAGCUUCCUAAAACCAAAAUUUUCUCUUGCAAGGUUGUGCAUAAAACUUGAAAUCUUUUAUUACUUUUGUUGUCAUUGUAACAUUUUAAUAACUUUUAAAAGUAAUUUGUGUAUCAUAAGCAGUAUAUUUAAUACCAGAUUAAAGUAGGGUGCAGCGUAAUAGGAUGUGAUUCAAAGCCUUCUUUAUCUUUAGACUAGUAGGCUUUUUAUGUGUGUCAUUAUAUAUAAGCCAUGUAUUUUGUUUGCUCUGUGUAUUUGUCUAUUAAAUCUCCUGCAGUGCUGAGAUAUUCACAGCAGGGCUGACAUCCAAAUGAUUUUUCUUUGCCUAAAGCCUGCUUGCAAUGUGUGUCCUCUAUCUGGAACCUCCCUUCUGAUUGUCUCAGGCUUGAGGAGCAUGCACAUUCUGCAGUACUAUUUUCGGUCAGUGCACCAGGCCACCACCUGUACAGACCCUGCUUUUCCUUCCCUUGACCGUGUAUGUAUGAAAGCCUCAAGUGCUGACACCUAGGGAGCUGGUUUAAGUAAUUUAAAGCUCUUAGCCAGAACUCAGAACUUAAUUCCUUCUGGUGAGUACUUUGCCACCAGCUCUGACCACAGCAAUUUGCACUUCCUUGGCCUGUGCUGAAGGUUAUUAAAAUCAGGGACAUUUUGUUGUAUUGGGGAUCAUCUUCAGCACUGCAUUUUUUUCUUUUUUUUUUUUUUCCUUUGUUUGGUUUUGUUUGUUUUUUUGUUAGAUUUUUUUGAGACCUGAAGGUUUGCUGAACCCUUGCACUGCAGGGGUGGGAUCCUGCAGGGACCAGGGAACACUGCAUUUCUUCUUAGGCCAGCAGUGGCUCACAGGAUGCAUAGGGACUUUAAUUUACUAGAUGCCUUUUCAGUCUCACUUUGGAAAAGUCUUCACCUCCUUUGGUUCAAAGCUCUUUCUGGCUAGGCUUGCUGCUCCAGUCACAAUGGGAGCUGUGGAAAGAUGAUCUUGCAUGGAGCAGGAGCAAAGUGCAAGGAAGGAGGCUUGUGGUUAAGAGCUUAUCCCUUGUGCUUAUCACUGAAUAUUAAAAAAACCCAAACAAUAUAAUAGUCCUUAUGGCAGAUCAGGCUCCAGGUCUUAAAGAUGCAAGGGGGAGUACAAGAUGAUGUGUUUUACAGAAAUCAGGUCAAAUGUCUCCCUGUAAAACAUUGGCAUGGGUGUAGUCUGUAGCAGUAAUGGAGACACAGGAAAGGAUUAUUUUUUAUUUUUCUUAUAAAGCUGCCUUAGAAGGAGGGCUCCACUUCCACAGCUAGCAGCAGAUAACCAAAAACUUACCAAGGCUGCACUUGAAAAUGCCAUGUCUUUGCAGAGAGCACGUCAGUUUUGUGCUGAGCCUUUUGUAAGUCAGAGUUGGGAUCUUCUGCUGUAGUGGUAUGUGUCUGCUAUCAGGUGGGUGGGGGAGAUGCUGGCAGCAUUCCUUGCAGUGAGAUUCUUGGAUGGUUAGAAAAAAGUUAGUGCAACAACACAUUGUUCAGCUGUAUGGUGAAAUUAUUCAAUGUCAUGGAGGUGGGAUGAGUGCUUGUUUUUGGCUGUUGUGAUCAAACGUUUCUACAACAUGUGCCUUGAAAGAGGGAAGAAAUGGAAACUGGAAAGUCAGGAAACCUGAAAACCCUUUUCAGCAGAGAGAUACUAGUAGUGCAAGAAGCUGCUGCCUAGUUUCUCUUCCACUGCUAAAGCCACAAGCCAUGUAAAGAACUGAAGCCACCUUUCGUAGCUCAUGUUGCCCUUUGGUGCUGACCUGUGAUUUCUAGAUCUCAUUGUCUCUGUGUAAACUAUAUCAGUCAAACUUAUUAAAUACUCUUGACUUGACCUGGCCAUGAAAUUUCUCUCCCUGGGAUUUUCAGGGGCCACAUUUACAAACACGUUGCACCAAAGCGAAUUCCAACUGUGUCCUAUGGUGGGUGGUGUUUUUUCCUCUCCCCUACUGGUGAAAACACUCAAAGUGAUACUGAUUGUAACUAAUGGUUGAAACCCAGAAAAACAGCUUCAAAGAAAAUGCUAAUGCUUGGAUUCUUUGGGAUGACUGACUGCUUGUUAGCAUGAGGGAGGGUCCUGAUAUGCUGCUUUUCCCCAGGACGCUACUUGUAUACUGGACUGCCUUUGGGUUUCCUGUAGAUGGUUUUGCUUUUGCAUUCUUAUAAUUUAUAUAUCAAGGGAUGUGUAAUCAAAUGUGUAUUCUUUACUAUUGAUGUCAAAUAAAAAUAUUUUCAGUUACAA
Molecule: messenger RNA, 4265 nt
Organism: Vidua macroura (Pin-tailed whydah)
Lineage: Eukaryota; Metazoa; Chordata; Aves; Passeriformes; Viduidae
Gene: B4GALT1
Product: beta-1,4-galactosyltransferase 1
Exons: 6
Coding region: 1-1059 (352 amino acids)
Biological process (GO): carbohydrate metabolic process; protein N-linked glycosylation
Molecular function (GO): beta-N-acetylglucosaminylglycopeptide beta-1,4-galactosyltransferase activity; cytoskeletal protein binding
Source: RefSeq, a predicted model, not a curated record